This is a messenger RNA of Penicillium bovifimosum, 1824 nucleotides long. Its product is annotated as glycoside hydrolase family 47 protein. Gene Ontology annotation, cellular component: Golgi membrane; endoplasmic reticulum. Gene Ontology annotation, biological process: carbohydrate metabolic process; N-glycan processing. The record is from RefSeq and is a predicted model, not a curated record. Gene Ontology annotation, molecular function: mannosyl-oligosaccharide 1,2-alpha-mannosidase activity; calcium ion binding. The transcript has a single exon. NCBI's taxonomy places the organism in Eukaryota, Fungi, Ascomycota, Eurotiomycetes, Eurotiales, Aspergillaceae. The coding region runs from base 1 to 1824 and encodes 607 amino acids.
AUGAGCCGGCGCCAACGUCAACUUUUAGGCGUAUGCCUCGGAGUUUUCCUGUUGCUUCUGCUCUUCCGAUACCAUCACACACCAAAAGCCCUUCCACCCACCUCGUCCUUGGCCCAUAAAUCCGGAGUCCAGGAUGCCACACAUGCCAAUCUGAUGGGUAAAAUCUACCCGAAUACUCGGUGGAGAAACCUGGCUGUCCGGUAUCCAGUCACCGAAUCCCAGAAUUUACGCGCGCUACCCCAGACGCUACCUAAGGUCCAGUCGGCAAGCUCCAAGGUAUUCCAGUCCACACUGGGGCGCCAAGCCAGCAGACAAUCAGCUGUCAAAGAAGCAUUCGGACGAUGUUGGAAGUCAUACCAGUCGCUAGCUUGGGCGGCGGAUGAGCUUGCACCUAUCAGUGGCACUCGCAGAAAUGAACUUGGCGGGUGGGGCGCUACACUGGUUGACAAUCUUGACACCUUGUGGAUUAUGGGGAUGCACGAUGAAUUCAAGAAGGCCGUGGCUGCGGUUGCACGUAUCAAAUUUCACAAACCCAAGUCGCCCGUGAUCAAUACGCAUAAAGUCAAUAUCCAGUUACUUGGAGGCCUUGUGGCAGCAUUCGAUCUUAGUGCUGACCCGAUACUGCUGGGAAAGGCUAUUGAACUAGGGGAUAUGCUUUACGCUGCCUUCGAUACACCCAAUAGGAUGCCCAUCAUCCAUUGGGACCCACACAGGGCUCUUCGCCGUGAAGAGCAGCUUGCAGAGGAGAGUGUUCUCAGCGGAGAGCUGGGUUCUUUCAUUUUGGAGUUCACAAGGCUAUCCCAAAUCACUGGUGAUCCGAAAUACUUCGACGCGGCCCAACGAGUCAUGGAUGUAUUCUACAGGCAACAGAAAGCCACCCAGCUUGCAGGUCUGUGGCCUGUACGGGUGAACGCUAGGGCAGAGCUUUUUGACGGCGAUGUCUUUUCAUUGGGCGCCGAAGCCAACUCUUUGUACAAGUCAUUACCUGGAGCGCACGCAUUGCUAGGUGGUCAGACGUCUAUGUAUCACAAGAUGUAUGAGAAUGUCACGCUCGCAGCUGCAGGUCACAAUGUCUUUCGACCAAUGAAUCCCGAGGGCAGAAGAGUUCUCCUCACUGGUACUGUGCGAACCACCAAGAGAGAAAAAGAGAUGCCGCGGACAUGGCUGGAGCCGCAGAUGCAUUACGGAUCUUGCUUUGUGGGUGGAAUGUUUGCCCUGGGAGGUGCACUACUCAACAUUCCCAUCCACCGAGACAUUGCACAUAGGUUGGUCGACGGCUGCAUCUGGGCACACCAAGUGUCGCCGAUGGGGAUCAUGCCCGAAGCCUUUAGUGCGGUUCCGUGUGCUUCGGAGGCAGAAUGUCCAUGGACCGAGCGCCUCUGGAAGCAAGAAGUCUGGAAAAAUGCAUACAGUCUCGAGCCGGAACGUAAGCCGUAUCUCAGCGUCGACGCUUUUAUCAAGGACCAUAACCUGCCCAAGGGCUUUACUGGCAUACGAGAUACUGUAUACAACCUACGGUCGGAAGCAAUCGAGGGCAUGUUUUUCCUAUACCGCAUUACUGGCCGUGAAGAUCUACUGGAUACAGCCUGGGACAUUUUUCAGGCAAUGCAAAAUGCCACGCAGACGCAGAAUGGCAAUGCAGCCAUCACGGAUGUUAUGGUUGAAGGCAGCCAGCCGGUUCUUGAAGACUCGAUGGAUAGCGUUUGGAUGUCACAGACGCUCAAAUAUUUUUAUCUCAUGUUCAGCUCUCCCGAACUAAUCAGUCUGGAUGAGUUUGUCUUCAAUGCUGGAGGACAUCCGUUGCGAUGGCCAAAGGCAAAAUGA